Molecule: messenger RNA, 663 nt
Organism: Aureobasidium vineae
Lineage: Eukaryota; Fungi; Ascomycota; Dothideomycetes; Dothideales; Saccotheciaceae
Source: the annotation of a GenBank genome assembly
AUGGCUCAAAGACCCAAACUCACCCUCUUCGUGGACAUUGUCAGUCCAUUCGCCUACAUGGCCUUCCACGUCCUCCAGCGCUCCCAAGCCUUCAAACAAGUAGAGAUAACCUACAUCCCAAUCUUCCUGGGCGGUGUCAUGAAAGCAUGCAAUAACCGUCCUCCCAUCUCUAUCACAAACAAAGCAGCAUACAUCGAAUCCGACCGCAAGCGCUGGUCCAAAUACGCCAAUAUUCCCAUGGGCGAUCACAUGCCCAAAGACUUUCCUCCCAUGACAUUGCAUGUAAUGAGGGCAUUGGCAGUGGUAGAGCAGCAACAACCAGAAAAACUUCAAGACUCGAUUGCGGUUUUGUACAAAGGCAUGUGGGUAGAUGGAAAAACUGUCCACAAACCAGAAGUCUUUGAAGCUGUAUUGGCGGAGGUGUUGGGUAAAGAGGGUGCGAAGAGUGUGGUUGAGCAGAGUACAAAGCCAGAGGCAAAGGCAAAGUUGCAGGCGAAUACCGAUCUUGCUUUCAAAGAGGGCGCAUUCGGCUUACCGUGGUUUGUGGCGACCAACAAGGAAGGUGUGACAGAGAAGUACUGGGGCUUUGAUCAUCUGGGACAGGUGGUUGAGCACUUGGGAUUGGAUAGAGGUCAAGCCAAGGAGUUGAGGGCUAUGCUGUAA